AUUAAAAUUUACUUUGACUUUAUUCAAAAAUCAGAAAUCUGAACUUUAAAUGUUUUUUGGGAUGAAAUUGUAGGAAUAAAGUAAAAUUAGGGCUAAGUAAACAAUAGAGUAAAAAAGAGGGUUGAAAGAGUUAUUUUAGUAAUUUUUAGCAAAAUAAACAGAGAGAACGAGGGUAUAUUUUAAUUUUAUAAAAUAAAAUCAUAAUCAUCAUACGAUUCUCUAGUAUAAAUAAAAGUUUUUUUGGUAAUUAUUUUGAUCGGCAAGUCCAAAAUCCAAAUGCCCACGCCAACGGUCGCCGCCGUCACCGCCGCGCAGUCGCCGCCGUCCUAUUAUACUGUGGAUAAUAAUUUAGCUUUAUAUGCAAUCGAGAAUCUAAAUAGAGAAUAAUGGUGUUGGCUGGAAGAGCAAGAUGAAAUGCCGAAAUACCAAAAAGCAAUCAGUUUACAGCAUUACCAAAGCCUAUUAGCAGUGGAUAUUGGGCUUAGAUACUCUUGCAGAAAUCCAAGAAAUGGCUAAUGUAGAGUCCACAAAACAUAGUAAGACUGGAAGAGCAAUCAAGACCAAGAUGAAAUUUUGGAAAUUUCCGAAGAGCAAUGAAGACCAAGAAUGGCAAUCGGUUUUCAGCAUUGCCAAAAUAUGUUUGGCCUAUUGGCAGUGGAUAUUGGGCUUAGGUACUCUCAUUCGGAAAUCCAAGAAAUUGCUCGUAGAAAUUCACAAACCGUAGUAAGAGUUAUCGAUGAAGAAAUAUCCUCUGCUGGAAAUAUGCAGAGGAACGAGCUCAAUUUUAAGAGGAAAAGAAGCAACUCAAACAACUGUCAUCAGUGCCACAUUCUGUACAGCUUGCAUACAUUCUGAUCUGGGGAAUAAAGUUAGUAUUAAGGACUUGUUCAUACCAGACUUGCAGCUUGACAUCAACAAAAAGGUCCAGUACUCAAAAUAUAUUAUUAGAGCACUUCGUCCUUCUUUUAGGAAGUUUGUUGUUGAGCAGAACAUAGAAAAAGAGCAAGAAGCAAGAAUUCAAGGUGUUUCAGUUGCGGGACUACAGCUUCCGAAAGCCAACUUUAUCCACGACGAUAAAGUCAAAUGUGACAACUGUAAGACUGCAAUAUUCGAUAUCCACAGAAGUUGUCUAAACUGCAUGUACAAGCUCUGCGUAACUUGUUGCCGAGAGAUAAGGAAUGGCUUCCAAUGGGGAAAUGAUAAAUAUCACGUUCAUCAUGGGGGUCGUACUUUUACAAGCAAUGAUAGAUUUUCUGCAGCAGCCUGUUGCUCUAUGGACCACACGAGUUUUACUUCUGAAUGGAAGCUGAUAGACAGAAGUACCAUAGUUUGUCCACCUGAAAUUAUGGGGGGAUGUGCUCAUGGGAAUCUGGUGUUAAAGUCCACAUAUCCAGAUAACUGGGUAUCGGAACUGCUAAUUAAAGCAGAGUCCAUAGAUCUCGAGGUGGGUGAAGUUUCCGAAGAAGCAUGCUCAUGUUCAGGGACUGCAGUCCGUAAUAUCCGCUGUCCCAAAGUUGUGGGCGUUGACCAAAAGCACUUCCAACGGCACCUAUAUAAAGGUGAGCCUGUGAUAGUUCCUGACGUGCUCAGCAGAACGACUGGGUUGAGUUGGGAGCCAUUAGUCAUGUGGCGUGGUUGCCGCAAAUCCAGAAGGACUAAUGACGCUCGCAUUCUGGAAUUCAGCGUAACAAAUUGUGUAAAUUGGUGCAAGGAAACUAUAAACAUGCACCAAUUUUUCAAUGGGUAUUCUGAAGGCCUCUUGGACAGUGAAGGCCGGCCCAAAAUUUUGAAGUUGGAGGAUUGGCCUCCAACUGAAUCCUUUCAAGAACGGCUGCCUCGGCAUUUUGUAGAGUUCAUUAGAUGCUUGCCGUUCAAGCUAUACACACAUGAAGCUGGCUACCUCAACAUGCCAGCGAAAACGCCGAAGAAGUCGUUGAAGCCGGAUUUGGGUCAAAAAAUAUGCUUUGCUUAUGGAGUCAAUGAGGACCUUGGCUUCUGUUCUGCAACCAAGCUUCAGUAUGCUGUUUCAGAUAUGGUCAAUGUCUUGAUGCAUACAGCUGAAACGUCUCUUAAUCCGGAAGAGCUUUCAACAGUAGUGGAGUUGGGAAGGAAGCACAUUGCCCAAGAUCCACUGGUAUUUCGUGUAAGCAAUGGGAAAGCAAAUCAAGAUGCCCCAAGAAAUCAACAAUUUGAAAGAGAAAAUAAAAAUAAAGGAAAGGAAAAAGUUGAUCCUUCAACCUCAGAAAACAACGAUCCAAGCUUCGAUGAACAAAAAUGUGGUGCUAUCUGGGACAUUUUUCGGAGGCAAGAUGUUCCUAAGCUGGAAGACUAUCUCCGAAGGCAUUACGGAGAGUUCAGGCGUGUCGUCCCUUUGCAGCAACUGGUUCAUCCUAUUCAUGAGAAAGCAUUUUACUUAACGAUGGAGCAUAAAAGGAAGCUGAAAGAUGAAUAUGGAAUUGAACCAUGGACCUUUGUCCAGAGAUUAGGCGAUGCAGUUUUGGUACCAGCUGGCUGCCCUUACCAAGCAAGAAACUUAAAGUCGUGUACGAGUAUGUCCAUCGACUUUGUUUCAGCUGAAAGCGUCGGUCAGUGCAUCCGCCUAUCAACGGAGUAUCGGCGUCUCCCAAAGAAUCAUAGUUGUAAGGAAGACAUGCUGCAGGUGAAGAGAUUGGUUCUUAGUGCUGUCUGCCAAGCUGUGCAGUACUUGGACAAGAUUGAUGCUAUGACGUUAAGAAGUCCAUUUGCACCCCCCUUUGAGCAUGGGAAUGUACGCCAUAAUCCAGCUCAGCAAGGGGAGAGACCUAGUAUUUUACAAAUGAGGAGGGAGUUGGAGAGGAUGAAAUUGGCUCUCGUAACGAAAGGCCACCUUUUUCAACCUCAUAUGAAAGACUAUCUCUUAAAAGAGAUUACGCUCCUCACUAAUAAAAUAAACUCCAGUGCUGGCUCUUCUUCAUCUUAGUUACACCAUUUUCAAUGGCCUGUUAGCAGUGGGUAUUGGGCUUGGGUGCUCAUGAGAAAUUCACAAAACGUAGUAAGAUAAGCUGGCGUGGCGCUGACGUGGCGUGGCUGGAUAAGGCACAAUUUAUUGCGAAUCGCUGCAUUGACUGCCGGCCUUAUCACGCUAUCUUGUUCCUCAAUGAAGGAAAAUUCAGAUGAAGCGGCCCAAUCUGAAGGGGAGAUACGUAUACCUAGUCUUGCAUAAGUGAAGAGGGAGUUGGAGAGGAUGAAUUUGAUUCUCGAAACAAAAGGCCACCUUAUUGACCCUCAUAUAAAAGUCUAUCUUUUACAAGAGAUUUUGCUCCUCCUUAACAAAGUAAACACCGACGCCGAGUCUUCUACGUCUCAGUGACAGCGUAUCUACCGAUGCGUUAACGUUUUUCAUUAUGUAAUUUUGAGCAAUACCUUUUCUUUUUUUUCCGGUUUUGUGAGUUGUAGUGAGUUUGGUGAAUCAGCUUGACAUGAAUGAACUGUUUGUUUUUUAUUAUAAAAUAUAUCUUUAAUUCCGUAGCAA
Molecule: messenger RNA, 3511 nt
Organism: Erythranthe guttata (spotted monkey flower)
Lineage: Eukaryota; Viridiplantae; Streptophyta; Magnoliopsida; Lamiales; Phrymaceae
Source: RefSeq, a predicted model, not a curated record